Sorex fumeus (smoky shrew) is the source of this 1722-nucleotide messenger RNA. It is a transcript of the gene A1BG, whose product is annotated as alpha-1-B glycoprotein. The transcript has 9 exons. Lineage: Eukaryota; Metazoa; Chordata; Mammalia; Eulipotyphla; Soricidae. Bases 16 to 1614 code for a protein of 532 amino acids. The record is from RefSeq and is a predicted model, not a curated record.
CAGGCUCGGGACCAUAUGGGAUGCCGUGGAUCAAAUCUGGCCUGCUGUGUGCAAGACUAUAUAUGUGGCACGCUCGGCGUUGGAGGGCAGCUGGACAGCAUGAAGGCGCUCAUCCUGUCCCUCCUGCUCCUGUCCAGUCUGUCCGGGAUUGUCCCGGCCGAAACCGCAGUCUUCACAGAGAUGCGACCCACCCUGUGGGCAGAGCCCGGCUCACUGCAGGACCCCUGGGCGCAUCUGGAGCUGCUGUGCCAGGCUCCCGAGUGGACCACAGCUUUCCAGCUCUUCAAGGAUGGUGUGGCCCUGGAGCCUGUGCACCUUGACACCCCCGCCACAGAACAACGCUUUCCCCUCGGCGCUGUGACUGCGGCCACUCGCGGCCUCUACCGCUGCCGCUCCCGCCUGGACGACAGCUGGACCCCGCUCAGCGACCUGGUGGAGGUGACAGGGCCAGGGUCCCUGCCUCCACCCUCGCUCCAGGCCACCACGGUGUCCUGGAUCACGGAGGGCCUGAAGCCUAACCUACGGUGCCGCGCGGAGUUUCGAGGGGUGACUCUCCUGCUGAGACGAGAAGGCUGGGAUCAGGUUCUGCAAGAGGCGCAGGCACCAGACUCCAGGGAGGCCAGCUUCCCGAUCCAGCAGGCCGGCAACUACAGCUGCAGUUACCGCCUGCACGCCGGGGGUGCACCCUCCCCACCCAGUGCCUCCGUGCUUAUUCAAGAGCUGGCGACACUGCCACCACCAAGGCUGACACUGGGGUGGGAGCGCUCAGUGCUAAGGCGCCCAGGCGAGGAUGUGACCCUUCACUGCGUGGCGCCGCUGGAGGGUGUGAGCUUCCAGCUGCGGAGGGGCAAGGAGGAGCAACAUGUGGAGAUGAGCAGCACCUCCUCGGACAGAGUGUUCCUGCACUUGAAGGCUCUGGCUCCUGGUGAUGGUGGACUCUACACCUGUCGCUACCGACUGACCGGCAAGCAGAGCCACUGGUCCGAGGACAGUGCACCCCUGGAGCUGCAGCUGAGCGAUGAGUCUCUCCCAGCACCCCAGCUAUCUGUGGAGCCAGCAUCUCCCAGGCCCCGUCGUGGGGAUCAGGUGCAGCUGCAGUGCCAGGCGCCCAGGGCCAACCUGCGGUUUGCCCUGCUUCGCCAGGAAGCCCACGGCCACCGUGUGCUGCAGUUUCUGAGCCCCACCAGCGCCGAGGCCCACUUCGAGCUGCAUGACAUCUCUGUGGCCGAUUCGGGCAACUACACUUGCCUCUACAUGGACCCCUCCUCACCGUUCAAGGGCUCCAAGCCCAGUGCGCCUGUGGAGCUGUUGGUGGACGGGCCCGCUCCCAAACCACAGCUCCAUGCCCUGUGGAGUGGGGCUGUGACUGCAGGACGUGACGCUGUCCUGCGCUGCGAGGGCCCCGUGCCCAAUGUCUCCUUCCAGCUGCUGCGGGCAGGUGAGAAGAUGGCUUCUUUGGAAGAGUUGUCUGACAAUGCCUCAGUGAACUUCAAGCUGUCCUACAUAGGGCCCCAACACGCCGGCAACUACAGCUGCCAAUACCAGUCCAGAGGGCUCAGGCCCUUCCUGUCAGAGCCUAGUAACCCUGUGGAGCUUCGGGUGGCAGGAAGUUGAUCCAACUGCAGACCAGGUGGUGGUUGUAUCCACGGGAAGGAAUUUCUCCACUCUAGUUCUGGUGGUCCAUUUUUCUGGAAUUCAAUAAAGGUUUCCUGUGUGCCUGUG